AUACUUUCUGUCAAUCCGAGUCAUGGAUCAUCGUCGACUCUGUCCACCAUCAACGCGCACACUGCUCUCAUCCUGGUCCUGGCCCCGGGCACGCAUCCUCCAUGGCGCGAGCGCCGUGAACCGCGGGCGAGAUCAUCCUCCAUCGUCCAUCGUCCGCGCGCUACGCCCGAUCCGCGCCAGACUACGACGCCCCCAGCUCCCUGGUCACCCCCACCCCGUCCCAUCCAUUUGCGCGCGCAAUCGAUUGCGAGUGCGAGUGCGAGUGCGAUGGCAACCGCCCGCGCGCAAUCCUUGGGUGGGUGCCCCCGCAAUGAUUCCCUCCUCUUUCCCUUUUUUCCUGGAUUCGGGCAUCCACACGACGCCGCCACGAAUUCAAGUUGCGAGCCGCGGAUCAUUGCUCGAUACGGAUUCACUGCCGCGGGAUCGAUCGAUCAAUGGCGGCCCGGGUCGAUGCGGCGGGGCCAGGCGGGCGCGGGUCUAUCAUGCACGCCAGGUGAUCGACGGUAUGCGCGCAGGCACAGUUAAUCACUUGAAAUGGAAGGAUUGGCUACUGAAGGAAUGCGGCGUGGCCAGUUUCGCAAGUUAACUUAUCGUUCACAUGUCACCGUUCCCUGUUAAUGGGCUUGUGAGCUGGAAGAGUCUUUGUCCACUGUCAUACUAUCUGUCCUUUUCUUAUCGCCUAAACAGCUUAUUGACUAAACACAAGUACGUGUCUGAUCUUCAUAGGCAUACUUCAUGAAAGUUUGAUUAAGCGCA
Molecule: messenger RNA, 756 nt
Organism: Hordeum vulgare subsp. vulgare (domesticated barley)
Lineage: Eukaryota; Viridiplantae; Streptophyta; Magnoliopsida; Poales; Poaceae
Exons: 2
Coding region: 23-586 (187 amino acids)
Source: RefSeq, a predicted model, not a curated record